Molecule: messenger RNA, 1807 nt
Organism: Pararge aegeria (speckled wood butterfly)
Lineage: Eukaryota; Metazoa; Arthropoda; Insecta; Lepidoptera; Nymphalidae
Product: dolichyl pyrophosphate Man9GlcNAc2 alpha-1,3-glucosyltransferase-like
Exons: 1
Coding region: 142-1740 (532 amino acids)
Biological process (GO): protein N-linked glycosylation
Cellular component (GO): endoplasmic reticulum membrane
Molecular function (GO): dolichyl pyrophosphate Man9GlcNAc2 alpha-1,3-glucosyltransferase activity
Source: RefSeq, a predicted model, not a curated record
ACGAACUGUCAAAAUAUUGAUUACUUAUCGGAUCUUCAACUUGUUUGCGUGGGCCAAGCGCGGUAGGUUUCGUUUAUCUCUUACAUUUUAAAACAAUCCGGUAGUUAAUAGUGAGGCCAUCGAACUAAAAAAUAGGACAAGAUGAGCAAGAGAACGGACCCCGACAAGUUCAUCGUGACGAAGUACGUGCUGUACCCUGGCCUUCUGCUCGCGCUGCUGGUGCGCUGCUGCGUGGCCGCGUACCCGUACUCCGGCCGCGGCGCGCCGCCCAUGUUCGGCGACUUCGAGGCGCAACGCCACUGGCAGGAGGUUACGGUGCACACGCCGGCGCGCGACUGGUACCGCAACACUACUCACAACGACCUGCAGUACUGGGGCCUGGACUACCCGCCGCUCAGCGCCUACCACAGCCUGCUGCUGGGGCUCGUGGCGGACUGGCUGGAGCCCGAGUCUGUGCGCCUGUUCGCGUCGCGUGGCUACGAGAGCGAGACGCACGAGACCUUCAUGCGCUGGACCGUCUUCCUGAGCGACCUGUACUUCUACGUGACCGCCGUACUGUGCAUCUGCAUACAUAUGGAGCGGGUCACGUCCAAAAGCGAACUCUCGGUAUUCAAGCGAACAGAUGUGUCCACGGUGAUCUGCCUUCUGUACCCCGGCAUCAUCCUCAUAGACCACGGCCACUUCCAGUACAACUGUGUGUCUCUGGGGCUGUUCCUUAGGGCUACCUUUUUUAUCGUUGCCAUAGAGAAUGACAUCAUGGCAACUAUAUUUUUUGUGUUGGCUCUUAACUACAAGCAAAUGGAGCUGUAUCAUGCACUGCCUUUCUUUUUUUAUUUACUCAGGAAGUGCUUCAUAACCGUCACCAAUGAGAGCAGCAUGGCACACCUAAUAUACCGGUUUACUAAACUAGCCAUUGCUGUCAUCGGUACUUUCAGUGCAGUCUGGUAUCCAUUGGUCCAUUCCUGGGAUGACGUCCUGCAAAUUUUGCACAGACUGUUUCCCAUCAAACGAGGUGUGUUUGAAGACAAGGUGUCAAAUGUGUGGUGCUCUGCCAAUGUUUUUGUCAAACUGAAACAUGUAUACAACAAUGAAGAGAUGGUACGAAUGUGUGUUAUGUCUACACUGGUGGCAUGUAUGCCAUCCUGCUUGGACUUAUUCUUCAGAAUCAAUAGAAAAAAGUUUGUUCUUUGUCUUAUUAAUGUAUCACUUGCAUUCUUUCUCUUCUCAUAUCAGGUCCAUGAGAAAUCAAUCCUCCUGGUGGCCAUUCCGGUAACUAUUUACUUGCCAGAUGAUCCUUUCACGUCUCUCUGGUUCCUCCUGCUAUCCACAUUUAGCAUGCUACCUCUGCUGCUGAAGGACGGGCUACUGUUACCAUUGUUGUGCACCAGCUCGAUAUACCUGAGCUUCUACAGCAUUGCAUUGCACCUGUCGGGGUUGGAAACUAAUAUUUUCAGUGUCCUGAGUGCCAACACUGUCUAUGAAGCAGCUAAAACCAAGAGUUACAACCAUGUAGUGAUGAAGCUGUUCAGCACCAUGUUCUUCUUCUCCUUGCAAGGCAUGAUUUUGCUAGGGCUGGGCUCGCUGCUGGUGAAACCCCCACCUCAGUACCCCGACCUUUUCCCGCUCCUCAUCUCAAUGUACUCAUGUUUGCACUUCAUCUUCUUCCUUAUAUACUUUACAUAUUGCCAGCUACAGCUGCCAAUGUGUUUGCCCGUGCAGUUAAAGGUUAAGAAAAAUUAGUUUAAUUUACUAGUCAGCUGUCAAUUGUAUGUGCUAUAAACAUUCCAAAUAAAGUUAUACCGUCUUA